Molecule: messenger RNA, 783 nt
Organism: Lutzomyia longipalpis
Lineage: Eukaryota; Metazoa; Arthropoda; Insecta; Diptera; Psychodidae
Product: N-acetylneuraminate lyase-like
Exons: 3
Coding region: 1-783 (260 amino acids)
Biological process (GO): N-acetylneuraminate catabolic process
Molecular function (GO): N-acetylneuraminate lyase activity; 4-hydroxy-tetrahydrodipicolinate synthase activity
Source: RefSeq, a predicted model, not a curated record
AUGAGCGUGCGUGCAUUUAAUUUCCGUGGCCUUAUGGCUCCUACUUUUACUGCCUUCAAGGAUGAUUCCUCUCAGAGCGUUAACUACGAAGUAAUUGAUCCCUACGCCAAAUGGCUCAAGGAUAAAGGAAUCAAUGCUGUCUUAGUUAAUGGAACUUCCGGUGAAGGAAUGUCCCUCAACGUUGCUGAAAGGAAGGCCACAGCUGAAGAAUGGCAAAAGGCAUGCAAAAAGUACGAAAUGACGCUCAUGGUGCAAAUUGGAGGAGCUCCUUUUGUGGAUGUUGCUGAACUAGCCAAACAUGCAGAACAGCUAGAAGUUGACGCGAUCCUGUGCCUUCCUGAAUUGUACUUUAAGCCUAAAAAUGAAAAGGAUCUCGUGGAAUAUUUUAAGAAUGUGGCUAAAUACUGCCCAAGGACGCCUCUCCUUUACUAUCACAUUCCCUCAUUUAGCGGAGUCGAUCUUUCAAUGCCAAAAUUCCUCGAUUUGGCUGAGAAGGAAAUUAAAAAUUUCAUCGGUAUUAAAUACACUUCGGGAGAUUUGGCACAAGGAUCAGCUUGUUUGAAAGACAAUCGUUUUAUUUUCCUGGGAGCUGAUACCAUCCUGUGUGGAGCUCUAGCUCAAGGAUUUGAUUCAAGCAUCAUGACCACCCUCAAUAUUUACCCUGAAUUUGCCAUUGAGAUCUUGGAGUCAAUGAAGAAGGGAGACAUCGUCAAUGCCAGGAAGAAGCAAAAGGAACUGUCUGAGAUUGUUGAGAGAAUCCUUCAAGAUGGUGAGGAUUUUUAA